This is a messenger RNA of Staurois parvus, 4516 nucleotides long. The record is from the annotation of a GenBank genome assembly. NCBI's taxonomy places the organism in Eukaryota, Metazoa, Chordata, Amphibia, Anura, Ranidae.
GUAAGUUGUUUGUGUAUCUGCACAUAUUUAAAUUUUUUUUACUUUACAGGAAAUCAAGGCAUUUCAGUCAGAUGAAUAUCUACUGUUAAUUGAGGAAAAGGAGGCCCUCGCUUUAAAAGAAAAAGACAAAUCUCUCUAUGUAUGUGAUCCUUUCAGUGGUGCUGCCUUUAACCAUCUAAAAAAGCUCGGUUUGUAGAAUUGUUGGACCCCAGGUUGUAAUAUUCUGCAUGAAGCAUCAGAGAUGUGUUCCACGAGCAGAGCAUCCUGUCUUCAAUAUGGCAAUGGCAGAUGUCACAGUUUCGUGCACAAGCCUUGAUAAAGAAACCAGGGAAGAGGUUCAUUUCUAUGUUCAGAUAAUGUUGGGUGGAUGUGUCUACCGAGAUCUUAAUGUUUCAGUCAGCCAUCUGAUUGCUGGUGAAGUGGGCAGCAAGAAAUACCUUGUGGCAGCCAGUCUUAAGAAACCCAUUCUUUUCCCUACAUGGGUGAAGGCCCUGUGGGAUAAGUCACAGCAGAGGAUAAUUAGCUACAAAGAUAUAGACUUGGAGCCAUAUUUAUGUCCAAUUUUCCUUGGUUGCACCAUAUGUGUAACUGGGUUAAGCAGUCUGGAUAGGAAAGAGGUUCAGAGGCUGACCUCUUUACAUGGAGGACAGUAUACAGGACAGCUGAAGAUGAAUGAGUCCACACAUCUUAUUGUGCAAGAGGCAAAAGGUCAAAAAUAUGAAUGUGCAAGAAAAUGGAAUGUGCAUUGUGUUUCCAUUCAGUGGUUUUUUGACAGCAUUGAGAAAGGUUUCUGUCAGGAUGAAAGUAUGUACAAGACUGAACCUGUACCAUCAGAAAAAAUCAUGCCAGAGACAUCUACUCCAACAGGAAAUAGUUAUAAACCUGAUAAUCGGGCACUUUCUGAUGUCAGCCACAUAUCUAAUAUAAGUACUAGUUGUUGUGUUAAUGAAUCUGCCUUUAAUUCUGUGAUGAGUACCAGGCUGGAACCUCCAAAUGACACUCUAGAGAACUUAGAUCUGAGUUCCGUACAGGCCCCUGAAGAUCUCCUAGAUGGCUGCAGGAUAUAUGUGUGUGGCUUUGGGGGAAGAAAACUGGAUAAGCUGAGGAAACUCAUUAACUGUGGAGGAGGAGUGCGCUUUAAUCAGCUCACUGGUGAUGUGACUCAUGUUAUCGUUGGUGAAAAUGAUGAGGAUCUAAAGCAGUUCUUGAACAAGACAGACCACAGGCCUUAUGUACUAACAGUAAAAUGGCUACUAGACAGUUUUUCAAAGGGUGCCUUGCAGCCUGAGGACAUAUAUUCCCACUCUUGUUAUAAGCCAGCUGAAAUCCAGGCCACUGCUCAACAACCAGUUCUCAGUACAUCUUUUCGCAAGGCAAACAGUGCCACUACAAAUGUUCGAAAAUCAGCCAACCUCACACGAAUGCAUCAAGCUGAUGAAGACCUGCUAUCUCAGUAUGCAGAAAAUGAUUCCACAUUUGUCGGACCAGGGAAUCCUGAGCUGACCAAACAAAGCAGCUUCUCUCAAAUGACUGCGCAGGAUAACAUGUCAUCUUUUCCAAGCCAGAGUGGCUUGGGGGAAACUUCCACUAUAAUUGAAGGUGGAUUGUUUAGCAGGAAGUCUUUUCUGGUGUUGGGCUUUGUUGAAGAAGAUGAAGCUUGUCUCAUAGAGAUCGUUAAAAAGAAUGCCGGUAAAGUGCUCUCCACUCAUAAGAGAGCCAUUGCUGAUUAUGCUGUGGUACCUCUACUGGGCUGUGAGGUGGAGGCUACUGUUGGAGAAGUGGUCACCAAUGCUUGGUUGGGAAUGUGUAUAGAACAAGAAGAGCUUUUGGAUCCUCAGUCUAAUGAUCUUUUCACACCAGUGACCUAUCUAGAAGGUAGCACACCACUGAAUGACUGUGUCCUCUCUGUCAGUCAAUUUAUGGGAGCCGAAAGGGAUUCAUUGGUCUACCUAGCAGGUCUUCUUGGAGCCAAAGUCCAAGAAUUUUUUGUAAGAAAGGCCAAUCCGAAAAAAGGAAUGUAUGCCAGCACUCAUCUUGUACUUCGAGAGCCUGAGGGCUCCAAAUAUGAAGCCGCUAAGAAGUGGAAUUUACCUGCUGUGACUAUGGCCUGGCUCUUACUGUGUGCCAGAACUGGGAAGAGAGCAGAUGAGAACCAAUAUCUUGUGGAGAACACUAGUGUUGAUGAUAAAGAAGAGAGUUUUGUAAGUCACACAUAUAGGCCAGUAGUAGCAAGACCAUCAUUGGAUACACCGUCCCGUCCCAUGGCUAAUUGUCCAGAAGCCCUGAAGAAAUCUGCAGUGACCCCAUUAGAUAUGAAUCGAUUCCAGAGCAAAGCAUUCCAGUCUGUACUUUCAAGGCACAGCAAAAAGAUUCCAACACCUGGUGUUGAAACUAAAUUACCACAGAGGGAGCCUUCUCUUCAUCUUGACACACCUUCAAAAUUUUUAUGCAGAGAUAAACUUUUCAAGCCAACGUUUGAUGUUAAGGAUGCUCUGGCAGCUUUGGAAACUCCGGGUGGUCCCAAACAGAAGAAGCAAAAUGCAGAGCACCCCUUUGUCAGAAGUGAUUGGCAGAAACUUGCAAUUGGCACUUGCAAACAGUAACCGCCAAACUGCAGCAAUUACAGCUAGUCCUCAGUUGAAAAUGGUUGAGCAAAAAACAACAAAUGAGGAACCCAAAAUUCUCAGCGAUGUCAUUAUUUGUGUGAGCAAGAAGCUUAGUAAAAAGCAAGGGGAACUGAACGCAGUAGCUGCUUCACUUGGAGCCGAGUACAGAUGGUGCUAUGAUGAAACCGUAACACACUUCAUUUAUCAAGGAAGACAAAAUGACACCAAUCGAGAGUUCAAGUCUGUAAAAGAAAGAAAUGGCAUUCACAUUGUAUCUGAGCACUGGCUCCUGGCUUGUGCAGAAGAACAGAGGCGUGUUCCUGAAUCUCUCUAUCCUCACACCUACAAUCCAAAAAUGAGCUUGGAUAUCAGCACUGUUUUAGAUGUACCCCACAGCAGCAAUAAACGUUCUACAACCUUAAGAGAUGAGAUUAAUGGUGAACAAGAUGAUGAGCAACCUGAAAUGGCUAAAAUUUCCCCUAAUACGACACACAACGCUGACAAAGCUCAGAAUGCUUCAAGUGAUGCUAAAGGAGUUCUCACACAGACAUUGGAGAUGAGGGAAAAUUUCCAGCGACAGUUACAAGAGCUGAUGUCUGCAACAUCUAUGGUGAAAGCUCAAGGGAAUAGAUCAGUAUUGAGCAGAGCAGGGUUUGAUACGUCCCCUUGUACUCCCGAAGGUGCUCGUACAACACGUAAUGGCAGGAGCAGAGUAUUGGAAGCACGAAGAAAUUCUCGCCAGACCUUAACAGAUUUGAAUACAGAACCAUCACAAAAUGAGCAAAUUAUUUGGGAUGACCCAACUGCAAGGGAAGAGAGGGCCAAGCUGGCCAGUAACUUACAGUGGCCUAACAGUCCCUCCCAGUGCACAGAACCUUUGCUGCCUCAGAAAGGUCAUGUUACUGACCAAUCUCAGUUUAAAGAAUCUUUAACAGAUACAGAGAUAGCUGAAAUGGAGGCAUGUGAGCUAGAGCAUACUUCAGCCAAAGAAGCCUCCAAAAAAGGACUGGAUCUCCAAUCUCCAGUUAAAGAGGACCCUCUGAUCCCCACCCCACAGGCUCCAAGCAUUGCAUUUCCACUUGCCAAUCCUCCUGUAGCUCCUCAGCCCAAGGAAAUGUGUCAGAAGCUAGCGGUGGAAGAGGAUGAUAAAAAAGAAAGGAGAUUCCAGCUUUCUUCCUUAAAUCCUCAGGAAAGAAUUGACUACUCUCAGCUGAUUGAGGAGCUAGGUGGAAUAGUAAUAGAUAAGCAGUGCUUUGAUCCAAGCUGUACUCACAUUAUUGUUGGCCAUCCUCUUCGCAAUGAGAAAUAUCUUGCUUCAAUGGCUGCAGGAAAGUGGGUGCUUCAUAGAUCUUAUUUGGAGGCCUGCCGAGCUGCAAAACGUUUCAUUCAGGAAGAUGAUUAUGAGUGGGGAAGCAACUCAAUACUAAAUGCUAUCAGUAGUAUCACCCCCCAGCAGAGGUUGCUGGCAGAGGCAGCAAUGCGAUGGAGGAAGAAGCUGCAGAGGGUAAAUCAAGAGAGUGAAACAAUGGAGGUAUCUGUUUGGAUGGAAAGUUAUGUUUGCAGCUUGGACGCUAAGUGAUUUGAUCUUCAAGCGUCUACUACAAUCAGGGGGAGCAAAGGUUUUCGUUGGCCACUCCUCCUCUCUGUUUAAAGAGACAACACAUCUGUUUGCAGACUUUGGUAAACUGAAACCAGAAGACGCCAGAGUCAGUGUAGCAGAGGCUGCAGCACAAGGAGUGAAAUGUUUAAAACCAGAGUACAUUGCGGAUUACCUCAUGAAGGACCCACCACCUCCUGCCAACAAUUACUGCCUUCCUGAUGCAGUCUCCUCUCUUCAGGUGACAGGGAAUUCUAGAAAGAGGAAAAACUCUGGGGACACCACAGAUGUUAAACGGCCCAAAUUGUAUUAA